CUCCGGCUGCGGCCCUAGCAACCACAUCCGGGACUCCACUGGUGCCGUUGCCCGGGUAAUUUUCUGGCGGCGGCUGAAUGGUCGUGGAUUCUGCGCUCGGCUCCUGAGGCGUCUGCCAGCGCUGGGAGCUAGCGGAAGGGCGCGCCGGCCUGCCUUGAAUGGUCUCUGGGCUCCAGGAGCCCUCAGCGUCCCUUCUUUCUCACUCACAGGCCCCGGCCUCACGCGUUAGGCGUCCCCCCAACAGACGGUGCGCCGGGAGGGUGGAGGUGGAAGUAGCUUACCGCCACGCUACCACCGAAGAGCCAAAGCUGCUCAGCCACCGAAGAGCACGAAGAAGUAUAUAUUACAAAGGAUUCAACGGCAAGUGAGAAUUCAAAUGCACGAAGCAGAGCCAGAGAGCUUUCUAAGGAGAAACUAUUCAGGAGAGAGAGAAGAUACACAGGCAAGUUCUGGAAGGAUUUUCAUUGCUACCCUUGAAGAGACUUGGAAAUUAAUGGGCAACAUUUUACAUGAAAAUUUUUGAGCAUUUUUUUCUUCUUAUCUGGGAGGCCUUCUGUGGAGAAUUAAUAGGAGGUUGAAUGCGCACAUGGAUAAAAUGGAUCAUCUUAAAGGAUUGCAGUUCCAAAAAUAUAUCAGCAGGACUGGACAGGUUUGACAUAAUGAGAUUUCUAUUUUAGCUUGACUUCUGGAACUCUGAAUCAAACUAUAAACUGAGCUACACAAGGUCUUGCAAAGGAAGUUUCUCUUCUAAAACAUUCUAGUUGAGCAUAACAUUUUUCUUCUUCAGAUCUUUUGAAAAGGGAUUUUUAGUCACCAGUUUCCUAAGGGGCAAGACUAUCAGACAUUUACCACGUUUUAAUAUAUGAAGUGGCAUAGAAAACAGCAAUCUUUAUACUACUGAAAGAAUAAUUGAAAGAAAUGGACAGCAGGAAGUAGAGGAGAGCUUUCUGUGUACGCACUGACUGAGAUGGCAGAAGCUCCUGUGGAAGCCUCAACUCUGCCUGUAACAGUGAAGAAAAAGAAGAGUCUAUCCAUUGAGGAAAAGAUCGACAUCAUAAAUGCAGUGGAAAGUGGCAAGAAAAAAGCAGAGAUUGCAGCUGAAUAUGGAAUAAAGAAAAAUUCACUGUCUUCUAUUAUGAAGAAUAAAGACAAAGUUCUAGAAGCCUUUGAAUCUUUGAGAUUUGAUCCAAAGAGAAAAAGACUGAGAACUGCUUUUUAUACAGACCUAGAAGAGGCAUUAAUGAGAUGGUAUCGAAUUGCUCAGUGUCUAAAUGUACCAGUUAAUGGUCCAAUGUUGCGUCUAAAAGCUAAUGAUUUUGCCCAGAAACUGGGACAUAAUGACUUUAAGUGCAGUAAUGGCUGGCUGGAUCGUUUUAAAUCCAGGUAUGGUUUAGUAUUCAGAGCUCAACCUGCAGAAGCUUCAGGUGUAUCAGUAGACCCUUCAACUGUGUGGUACCAAAAUAUACUUCCUUAUUAUUUAAAUGAUUAUCAUCCUAAAAAUGUUUUUAAUAUAAAAGAGACUGGACUGCUUUAUCGAAUGUUACCUACAAAUACAUUUGCAUUUAAAGGAGAAACAUGUUCAGUUGGAAAGUUGUGCAAAGACAGGAUAACUCUGGUGGUUGGUGCGAACAUGGAUGGCUCAGAAAAACUUCCUUUGCUUGUCAUUGGAAAAAACAAAAAUCCACAUUGUUUCAAAGGUAUAAAAUCAUUGCCUGUACAUUAUGAAGCUAACAGAAUGGCCUGGAUGACUUCAGACAUAUUUGAACAAUGGAUGCAAAAGCUUGAUGAGAAAUUUCAAGCCCAGCAACGAAGAGUGGUGAUUUUUGUGGAUUCUUCCCCUGCACAUCCAGAGGUAAAGAACCUAAAGUCCAUUGAGUUAGCAUUCUUUCCAUCAUGUUUAUCUUCCAAAUUCGUAGCUAUGAAACAAGGUGUUAUUAAAAGUCUUAAAAUCAAAUAUCGACAUUGUCUCAUCAAGAAAUUUUUAAGCUCUGUUGAAGGUAGUAGGGAAUUUACAUUUUCAUUACUAGAUGCAGUUGAUACAUUGCAUCUAUGUUGGAGUACAGUAACCCCAGAGACUAUUAUUAAAAGCUACGAAGAAGCAGGAUUCAAAUCUCAAAAGGAAGAAAAUGACCCAGCCAAUGCAGAGAGAGACCCUGGUCUUGAUUUGGUCACCCAUGCUCUGGGAGCAGGAGUGGAAUUUCCUGAAGGUUUGUCUAUAGAGGAGUAUGCUGCCCUGGAUGAUGACUUAGAGACGUGUGAAGCAGUACCAAACGAUGAGUCAGAAUGCACUGAAGAAAGUCAGCCAGAUGAAACUGGAUUUUAUACUUCAGAUGAAGAAGAUGAUGGUGGAUCUUUAGAAACUGAACUUCCUUUACCAUCAAAAAAUGAAGCACUAACCGCUUUAGAUACUCUUAAAAAAUUUCUUAGAAGUCAAGACAUGAAUGAUGGACUUCAUAAUUCUUUAGCAGAACUUGAAAAUUUUAUUAACCCUUUACCACCUAAGUAAUUAUUUGUUAUAUAACAUCUGAAGACUAAAAGCUUUUCCUGAUGUAAUUUAAUAUAUAAGGUAUGUAAAGGAGAAAUACCAUUUAAAGAUAAAAUAUGAAAACCUAGUGAUUUUUGGUUUAAUUGCAAAAACGUGUGACUAGCAAAGCUCCCUAGUAAAUAAUGAUUAAUUAAAUAAAAAUACUGAAUUAUAUUCAGUAAGGUUUUAGGGAGUAGAAAAUAUUUCAGAGUUAUAUAUGUCAAACAUGAAAAGAAUGCUUUAGCUCUAAUUCACACACAAUGGAUCAUCAUUGCUAUUUUUUUAAAAUUCAAAUCAUGUUCUAGAAGAUUUUAAUUUAUCUACCUAGUCUAAGAUACAAAAUAGCUUAGAUAUUUAUUUUUAUAGACAUAUGCCAUAUGUAUUCUAACUAGAUUUUAAGAAUCAAAUAUUACAGUAGUUUUAAUUUAUUUUUCUUAUAUCUAGCUAACCUUUCUAAAAAGAAAUUAUGUAGAACUACUGAAAAUAAAUUCUGACAUACCUAUACACCAAAAUGAUUAAAAAUAUAUCUUAUUAUUUUCAAGCUAUAAUAAGGGCAAAUGAAAUGACCAUAUCAGGUUUUGUCAUCUAGAAUCAGAAGAUAUGGGUCUUUCUUAAAUGUGUGUGUGUGUGUGUGUGUGUGUGUGUGUGUGUUUAAUAGAAAAAUCUUUGUUGAAACAUUUAUUAAACUCAUGAUUUUAUAUUUUAAUAAGAAUACUCUUAAAAAGUAAAUGAGAAGAUACAUAUGCACUACUAGGAAAAAAUGUGGUGCUUAGAUAUUUUUCUAAUGUUAAUAGCUCAAGCUUUUAAUUUAUAAUAUUGAAUUAUUUUCUUGAUUUUACUGAAUCUUGUUGUCAGGAAAAAUGAAAUAUUCUUUCAGCAUAUUUGAUGUAAUCAGUCCUUUUUUUCCUUCAAAUUUAAUGGAUAACAUUUUGGAUUAAAAUUUUGUUUGAAGAAGUUUUAGCUACCAAAUGUUUUUAAAUGCUGUGUAAAAUUAUUUAAUCUCUAUAAAAUAGUCUUAUAACAGUCAAUAAUUAUAACAGUGUAUCAGAUUUUUCUGUUAUUAAAUUUAAACACUAUGCUUACUUAUUACAGAUAAUUUAGUGUCCCUUUGGAAAGUAUUUUGUAAAGAUAAAACAUAGAUUAUUUUUGUUAUGAAUUAUUAAUCUGCCAACAGAUGACACAUUUGGAAGGAAUUGUAGAAAGCAUUUUUAUUUUUCACUGUUGAUUUACUCGGCUUUUGAGAUUUACUAAUAAGACUGACAAAUGUUUUCGUAUGUUUUAGAGUGAAAUAUCAAUUGUUUAAAUUAAAAAGAUUUUAUUUAUGAUUUACUUUAAAAUUUUAAUUUAAUAAAAUUGUGGACUUAAAGGUGUUCUUAAGCCCCACUCAUAACUUUAAUAUCUCACAUAUUAUGAGCCCUCAAUCAUUUUUUUUCCUUCUCCACUUGAUGCCUUUUGCUAUUUGAUUAUUUCAGAUAUUCUGUAAUAUAAGAAUUACCUCCUUAUUUACAGAUGAGGAAGUUAAAACUUGGAAAGAUUAAAUGAUUUGUUUAAAAUUUCAGAGCCCAAACUAAAAUCCAGUAGUUCCUCAUCACCCGUUCCUACAUUCCCCUAACGAUAUACCACAAUGUUCCUAACUUGUUCUCUUUAAAAGAAAAUUCCAUUAUUUUACCCUUAAUUUAGAAGAUUAAAAGACAAAGUAUUCCAGAGAAUACACUAGAUUCGUGCUAAUAGCACUAUUCACAAGAUCUCAUCCAAGUACACAUAAUAAUGAAAUACUGAGAGAUAUUCUGAUUUGGUCAUUCUAUACCACUCUGUCUGGUUCUAUUUAAAUAAAAAUUUCCAAAGUGCUGAAAGCACCCACUCUUUCUUUCCUUUACGAUAUUAUACAUUUCUUAUUGUAAAUACUUCUGAGAUGUAAUAAAUCUAAAGAUGGUAAAGUUAGAAGUUACAUAAAAUUUGAUUAAGAAAAAAUGCCUGUGGGUUUAAAUUCAAAGAUAAGCUUUAAGUUGUUAACGUUGUUCACGCCUGUGUGGUUUAUAAGAUGUAUACGUUUAAACAAUUUUUGGAACAAAAAUUUUAGAAAUUUACUUUUCCUAGGAUGUAAUCACCGCUACAUACCUCACUCCUAAUUUUUCUUCUCUAUACAUAGUCAGUACAACGUAAGAAUUAAAUGUUUUUCCCCCCCAAAAAAACAACUCAAUUUACAAUUUGCCUGGUUUUAAAAUGUGGUAUUAUUUUCAUUGUUCUUGCAUUAUAUUUUUACUCUUUAACAAUGUGUUUUUUAUUCUACUUCAUCAAGAACAAGUCUCUUGUUGAAUUUGGGACAUUAUUUCACUACCUGUGGCUAAUGAACCUCUAGUGAAAGGCUUAGUUCAGAAUAAAGUAGGACAAUGAGUAAAUCAAA
Molecule: messenger RNA, 4928 nt
Organism: Ictidomys tridecemlineatus (thirteen-lined ground squirrel)
Lineage: Eukaryota; Metazoa; Chordata; Mammalia; Rodentia; Sciuridae
Gene: Tigd4
Product: tigger transposable element derived 4
Cellular component (GO): nucleus
Molecular function (GO): DNA binding
Source: RefSeq, a predicted model, not a curated record